Australozyma saopauloensis is the source of this 771-nucleotide messenger RNA. RefSeq lists its product as uncharacterized. Bases 1 to 771 code for a protein of 256 amino acids. The transcript has a single exon. The record is from RefSeq and is a predicted model, not a curated record. NCBI's taxonomy places the organism in Eukaryota, Fungi, Ascomycota, Pichiomycetes, Serinales, Metschnikowiaceae.
AUGGGUUUACAAGCCGCAUCUACUAUCAGGGCUUCCAAACAAGUCUCUAGAAUUAAGAGAUUGACUUUAGAGGACGUGCCAAAGGCAACAAGAACUUUGUGCAAGGCCUUUGUGAACGACAAUCUUGGUAAAUUGUUAACUAAACAUAUCAAGGAUCCCUCGGUCAAGGCGCAAGUUGACGUCCUUCUUUAUGAGUGCUACCUCAAACAGCAUAUCCUCAAGGGUAUGUGUUUCGGUGUUGGUGAAGAUGCCGAUGAAUUCGAGACUGUUGCCAUCUGGUCGCACCCCAAUUCUGUGAACGACGGUCUUGAGAGUUUUUCCAACUUGAUGGACGCUGGCUACGACAAGCUCUGGCACUUGUGUGGCAAAGAAGGUCAAGACAAGAUCUUCAGAGGCAUGAUGCCUUUGUUGCACGACACUUGUGAUCGUAUUUUCGCGACUGACAGAAGCUUGGCCGGUAAAGGCGUCUACACUUUGGUGUACAUGGGAUCCCUCGCCAAAGCUCGUGGCAAGGGAAACGCUCGCGCAAUCUUCGAGUACAUGUUCGAGAAUUACAUCGACUUGCCAGGAACAAAUCAUGUGUCGUACUUGGAGAGCUCUGCUGCAAGCAACAUCCCCAUUUACAACAAGUUCGGCUUCAGGUUCUAUGAAGACAUUACACUCGGCAACAAGGAUGUGCCUAACGCCAAAGAGGGCGAAGAUUACGCUGUUAUGAAUGUGAUGGUCCGUGGUCCCUUUGGCCAAAACCUCGAACCAGACUCUAAGUUAUAG